AUGCGUGACUUUUUGACCAUCUUCGUGGGGAAGCUACAAAACACAGGCGUGCUCAACACUCUACUCUUCGGAAUCUCGACGGCAUUCCUUUGUGAGGGUGAGCUGGACAGCGAAGCUCCGGAAUCGUUGGUGUAUGCAUACUACGGCUCCCUCAUUGUCAGCAUGCUGUAUUUCGGCUGUUCCAUCCUCUUCUGCUUCAUUGGAGUUUCAAGCGCGUAUGCUGAGAGUAAAAAGUUUCUGCUCAAGUUUGUGCCGGACGUUCACGAUGCGUACAACUUCGACUACAUCUCUCAGCUUCUCGAAUGGGAAGGCAAGGGUGAGGCAUUUCGCGUGCCUUUCGCCAUGGAAUCAAGCCGUCUUGCAGAGAAGAAGGAGCGUCAGAGGCGCGCGACAGAAGCCACACACAAGGAUGCAGACCCUGAUGACUUCUAUGAGCGCUUCGAUGGCAUGAUGAGAGACUUCAAUCAGCCGACUAAGUUGGACUACCUCCACAAGGGCGGGACCAACACGCGCUUCUGGGGUGUCAGCCCUACGAGCGCUGAGUGCGACGAAGAGGUGGCAAUGCAUGAAAACAGUUUUUACGAGGUCAUCGGAAGAUACAACUUGCUUUGGGAGCCCUGUUCUCUAGCGAGCCAUGAUUCCAUGAUGCUGGGAGUUUUCGCGCUGUGCCAAAGCUUCGCAUACUUUUUGAUUGGACGUCAUAUGGACCGUUCGCUUCAGGACCGACUGGGAAUGUAUACUACCAUGACGAUAGCGGGUCUGGCUUUCGCGGGGCGACUCUCACGGCUUCUGACAGUGCAGUCGGAGCAGUCUAAGCUUGAGGUCCAGAACCGAGAAGAGAAGCACGAAGACUGCCUCGAUCGAGCAUACAAACUGAAGCACUGGGUUCUCAAGCUGCUAAUGUUACUGGGGCCGGCGAUGGUGACCAGUGGCGUCUUUUUGCGUGAUGAGACGUUGUUGCUUGCAGGCUAUGUCUUCCACGGAGCUCUGCAUGGCUACUUGGCCUUUUUUCUUGUCCGAUCUUUCCCAAGCCUGCCGAAGCAGAAGGGCCUGCCACCGCCGCGGGAGGAGAAGCUGCGGCGCUUAGCCGGCAAGGGAUAUGGAAGCAGGAAAGCCGAGAGUGAGCCCGGGCUGGAGGCACGGGAGUCACCAGAGCCGGUGCUUCGCCAGCUCCUCUUCGAGAGUGAGAAGAAGUCUGUACGGACCACGAUUUUCAUGAAGAGACUCUUGCUUAAGAGCCACAUCAUGGCUUGCCUGCCCUGGGCUUGGCUGACAGUGGGAGCCUUGCAGGCUAUGGCAGUUGAGGCUGGCAAUGGUCCGGAGGUCAGUGUUAUGGAGGUGAACGUCACCUGGGCAUCGCACGCCUUCUUCAGCGCCCGUUCGAUGACGUGCUCGCAAAGUGGCGAGGUCUGGAUUGCCAGCGACGACGGCGUGUUUGCGAUUGCACGUGGGGCAGACGGCGGUGGUGUGGAAAGUAUCGAUUGUCCAGCUUUGCCGCUUGAUGAGAACGUGAAGGAUAUGUCCGCCUUGUGCUCGGAAUCAAGCUGUUGGCCUGUAGUGCUUGGGGCGAGUGGCAGGCUCUACAGCUGCAAUCCCAACUCAGACGGAGUCAUGAAUCCGUUCAAAGAGCUGUCGGGAAUCUCCGGUUUUGCUUUGGCCGCAGGUGAGGGUUUCUACGUUCGGAAGAAUAAUGGUGUCCUGCACUUUCCGAGCCGAAAGUCUGUGGCUCGUCCACUGUCGGGUCUGAUUGGCUUCGACGUUCUUCCCAAUGCUGGAGGGGAGGACUUGUUCCUCUUCUCAGUAGACAAAGCAGCAAGCAUACGACUGAGGAGUUCAGCAAAUGGUGAGCUGCAGAAGUGGGCAUUGCCUGCCCAACUACCCCCUUUGCGUGCAGCUUGUGCCCUCACCCCAACCACGGUGCUGGCAGCAAUGCAGGAUCCAAGUUCGGAAGACCAUCCGCGGUUAUUUCGCCUCCGUUUAGACUAG
This is a messenger RNA of Symbiodinium sp. CCMP2592, 1986 nucleotides long. The record is from the annotation of a GenBank genome assembly. NCBI's taxonomy places the organism in Eukaryota, Dinophyceae, Suessiales, Symbiodiniaceae.